Kazachstania africana CBS 2517 is the source of this 1953-nucleotide messenger RNA. It is a transcript of the gene CDC45, whose product is annotated as DNA replication initiation factor CDC45. Gene Ontology annotation, biological process: double-strand break repair via break-induced replication; DNA replication initiation; mitotic DNA replication preinitiation complex assembly. Gene Ontology annotation, molecular function: DNA replication origin binding; single-stranded DNA binding; chromatin binding. Bases 1 to 1953 code for a protein of 650 amino acids. The transcript has a single exon. The record is from RefSeq and is a predicted model, not a curated record. Gene Ontology annotation, cellular component: DNA replication preinitiation complex. NCBI's taxonomy places the organism in Eukaryota, Fungi, Ascomycota, Saccharomycetes, Saccharomycetales, Saccharomycetaceae.
AUGUAUUACAGUUUAAGCCAAUAUAAGCAAGCGUUUAAUGAGAUUAUCAAGAAUUCUUCAAGUCCUACGUCGUGUAAGUUGGUGAUAUUUGUAUCCUGUCUGAAUAUCGAUGCAUUAUGUGCAACAAAGUUGCUAUCAUACACUUUCAAGAAACAGUUGGUUCAAUUGCAAAUUAUUCCAAUCUUUGGUUACUCUGAAUUGAAGUUACAUUAUAGCAAGUUGGACGACAACAUAAAUUCCGUUAUUCUAGUCGGAUUUGGUGGGUUUAUUGAUGUUGAAACAUUCCUCGAUAUAGAAGGACAGGAACGAGAAAUCAAGAGAACCAUAUACGUGCUCGAUGGUCAUAGACCAUGGAAUUUAGAUAACUUAUUUGGAUCAGAUAUUGUCAAGUGUUUCGACGAUGGUACCGUCGAGGAUUCACUGGAUGACGAGAAAAGUGCAUACUUCAAAUUAUUAGAGCUUGAGGGAGAAGCAGAUCAAGAUAGUCAAGAUGAUGGCUCGUAUGAUACUGAAGAUAGUGUUACGGAUGAGGAUGAGAGAGACCAAGAUGAUGACGAUGACACCGAUGAUGAGGAAAGCAACGAUGAUAAAAGGAAAAGGUCACAUCCAGUUGAUUCUAGAAAGAAAAUCAUCAAGCAAAGGAAAAAGAUGAUGCAUCAGUAUGAAAAUACAAUUCAAGAAUAUUACUCACAAGGUACUACAGUCGUAAACUCUAUCUCUUCCCAGGUAUACUCGUUAUUGUCAUCGAUCGGUGAAACAAAUUUGGAUGGUUUAUGGUUGACAAUUCUCGGUGUUACGUCACUAGAUAAUACAUAUUCAUCUGUUUACAAUAGAUUAUUCCCUCUACUGCAAGACGAGGUAAAAAGAUUGUCACCGAGCAGUAAUAGUACCACAGUUGCCAAUGGGACUAACCCAAUUACACCAGACGCUCUUUCAUUGGAGGUGCAGCCGGAUUAUUACCUAUUUCUCUUGAGGCAUUCCUCAUUAUACGAUAGUUUUUACUAUUCCAAUUUUGUUAACGCCAAAUUGUCUCUAUGGAAUGAAAAUGGUAAGAAGAGGCUUCACAAAAUGUUCGCCAGAAUGGGUAUUUCUCUAACAACGGCGCAUGAGCAUUGGAUCUAUAUGGACCAUUCAAUUAAGAGAGAAUUGGGGCUGAUUUUUGAGAGAAAUCUGGAUAGGUACGGUCUUCAAGAUAUUGUCAGGGAUGGAUUUGUAAGAACGUUUGGUUACAGGGGUUCAAUUAGUGCAAGUGAGUUUGUUGAAGCUAUCACUUCUUUAUUAGAAGUUGGAAGCUCCAUAGACUCCAUAACAAAAACUCAUAGUGUUGCAAGUAAGGACCCAAACAACAAUGAUACGGAGGAUACGGAAACGGAACAAUCCAAUAUUGUCAAACUAAUGGAACAAAACAGAAAACAAUGGAUAUCUAAUUUCUGGCUAAGUUGGGAUGCAUUGGAUGACAACAAAAUUGAAUACUUACAAAAAGGUUUAAAACAUGCACAAUUUUUACAAAAGGCAGUUUUCAAUACGGGUGUCGCAAUUCUUGAAAAGAGGCUCAUUAAACAUCUGAGGAUUUACAGACUAUGUGUCUUGCAAGAUGGUCCAGAUUUAUCCUUGUAUCAGAACCCUUUGACUUUAUUACGACUAGGUAACUGGCUAAUCGAAUGCUGUGCGGAAUCAGAGGAUAAGCAGUUACUGCCCAUGGUCCUUGCGUCUUUGAGUGAGGCCACCGACACUUACCUAGUAGCAGGGCUUUCACCAAGAUAUCCUAGAGGUCUUGAUAUGACAAAGACUAAAAAACCAAUUUUAAAUAAUUUUGCCAUGGCUUUCCAACAAAUUACUGCGCAAACAGGUGCUAAAGUCAAGAUUGACAACUUUGAGAGUGCCAUAAUAGAAAUUAGGAAGGAUGAUUUGUCACCUUUCCUAGAGAAACUGACAUUAAGCGGUCUGGUCUGA